GGAGCGGCGGUUAGCGGCGCGGGGAGCCGUUGGCGUGGUGGUCGGUGGUUGCCGAUACCGGGCCGGCCUCCGGGCGGGAGGGCCGAGGGGGUGAGCCCAGGCCGGGGGUGCCCCUCAGCCCCGUUAGCCUUAGAUGUUAGUGGAAGAGGAUUCUGCGGCGUGUGGAAGCGAGGGUUGAGCAUGAACAUGGCAGAAGGGGACACACUGAUAUCAAUGGAUUAUGAGGUUUUUGGGAAGGUGCAAGGGGUGUUCUUCCGCAAGUACACUCAGGCUGAGAGUAAAAGGCUGGGAUUGGUAGGCUGGGUCAAGAACACAGACCAGGGCACAGUGCAAGGACAACUGCAAGGUCCCAUCUCUAAAGUACGUCGUAUGCAGGAAUGGCUUGAGACAGAAGGAAGUCCCAAAUCGCACAUCGACAGAGUAAACUUCCAUAAUGAGAAAGUCAUCUUAAAGUUGGAUUACUCAGAUUUCCAAAUUAUAAAAUAAUGCCCUGAAUUCAAAUUUUCCACGAGAAACUCAGAGGUUUUGCUUUUAUUGUUAAUAGAGAUAAAAUUAUUCUGAGUAAUAUUAGAAUUUGUAAGUUAUUUUAGUUUCAGAUACCUGAAUGUGACUGUAUAUAAUAUGUAUGAUGGAAGGAAUGAUUACAACUGUACACAAUUCUAAUAAAAACACAUUAGAACCA
Messenger RNA from Pipistrellus kuhlii (Kuhl's pipistrelle), 682 nucleotides. RefSeq names its product acylphosphatase 1 (gene ACYP1). Gene Ontology annotation, molecular function: acylphosphatase activity. Lineage: Eukaryota; Metazoa; Chordata; Mammalia; Chiroptera; Vespertilionidae. The coding region runs from base 181 to 486 and encodes 101 amino acids. The transcript is spliced from 3 exons. The record is from RefSeq and is a predicted model, not a curated record.